Messenger RNA from Colletes gigas, 3947 nucleotides. RefSeq names its product NPC intracellular cholesterol transporter 1 homolog 1b-like. NCBI's taxonomy places the organism in Eukaryota, Metazoa, Arthropoda, Insecta, Hymenoptera, Colletidae. The coding region runs from base 1 to 3705 and encodes 1234 amino acids. Gene Ontology annotation, molecular function: lipid carrier activity. The transcript has 23 exons. The record is from RefSeq and is a predicted model, not a curated record. Gene Ontology annotation, cellular component: membrane.
AUGCACGGGAUUUUCUUAAUAUUCUGUUGUGCGUUGAGAUUAGGAGAUAGUAAUGGAGAGCAGCAGUAUCGUUGCGUAUGGUACGGAGACUGCGGUCCCUCGGUCGAAAAGCCAACUUUGAAUUACACGUGCGUGUCCAAUGAUCCUCCUCGACGGAUCAACAAUCGAACAAUCGCGUUGCUUCUUCGUGAUAUAUGCCCGCAAUACUUUAUCGACACUGAGUCGCCAAAGUUAUGUUGCGACAGUAACAAUAUUAAAACGCUGCUCGGUCAGACGAACAUGAUCGAUGGAAUCUUUGGCAGAUGUCCAACGUGUAUAAAAAAUGCAUACAAAUUAAUAUGCGAUUUAAGUUGCAGUCCUGAACAGAGUAGAUUUCUACAACUAAAAGACGUUGGUAUAAAUUCGGAGGGCAAAGAGUACGUGAAAGCAGUCGAGGUUCAUAUCGCGGAAGAAUACAUGAAUACUACUUUCGAUUCGUGUAAAAAUAUCGUUCACCCAGCAAGUGGAAAUUUGGCUAUGGAUUUGGCCUGCGGAAUUCACGGAGCCAGUUGGUGCACAGCAACAAAAUGGUACGAGUAUCAAGGUGAUGUGACUGCGAAUGAUUUUAUAACUUUCAACAUGCGUUUCAUCAGUAAUAGCAGUGGGUGGAACGAACCGGUAAAAAUAUGUAACGAAACAUACGACGAAUUGUCGGCAUGUAGCUGCGUCGAUUGUCCCGCAGCUUGCCCAUUCACGAAAAUCGAACAAUAUAAUGACUACUUUACCAUUUUCGGGUACAACGGCUAUGGUGUUUUAGCAGGAAUUGUAAUUACUGUUGUUAUUUUAUUCGCUGCAGUGGUAAUUUUCAAGAUAAGGCCCACUAAAUCGAAUGUAAAUUGGCGGAGGAGUUUGCACGAGAUGUCCCGGUCGUUUUUCACUGUUUGGGGAAAAGCAUUCGCAGAAUACCCAAUUAUAACGCUUUUUACAAUCUCGUAUAUAAUAUUGGCACUGAGUUACGGAAUUACUCGGCUCUCGAUAACGAGCGAUCCGAUCGAAAUUUGGGCAGCACCCACUAGCAGAGCUAGAAUCGAGAAAAAUUAUUUCGAUUCGCAUUUUCAACCUUUCUACAGGACGGAACAAGUUUACAUAAAAUCGGUGGGAGUCGAUAAGGUGUUGCACAAUACAUCGAACGGCGUUCUUGAAUUUGGUCCCGUAUUUAACAAAAUAUUUUUACUCGCCGUAUACGAGCUUCAAAACAAAAUUCUCCGGAUUGGAGAAGAGGUUGGAGAAGGAUUGGAACGCAUUUGUUACGCUCCUGUACAGAAUGAGUUUACAGGACCCACUACUUUGGAUCUUUGCACCGUGCAAAGCGUAUGGGGAUAUUUUCAAAACGAUCUUGAACGUUUCAAUGCAACGGAUACAUCAGAUUCGUACGAAAGAAAUUAUUUGGAUCAUUUGUACGAGUGCGCGCAAAAUUCAUACAGUCCUGCCUGUAUGGCACCGUACAAAGGGCCAGUCGUGCCAGCAAUAGCCUACGGUGGCUUUCUUCGGGACAAUGAGUUCAACUAUAAUUCGAGAGAUUAUAUAAAGGCAACGGGAUUGGUUUUAACUUUUCUGGUGAAAAACUCGUUGGAAGAAUCUGUGGUCGAGUCUGUACACAAGUGGGAACAGCGAUUCAUUCAUUUUAUGAAAGAAUGGGACAGCAACGAACGUCCGGAAUUUAUGGAUGUCGCGUACAAUACAGAGAAAUCGAUUCAAGAUGAAUUGGAUCGAUCGUCGAAAGCCGAAGUGUCGACAAUGGUUUUCAGUUAUGCAUUAAUGUUUGUUUACGUUGCCUUUGCUCUGGGUAAAAUGGACUGUAGUUUCAAAGGGUACUUUGCAAAGAGCAAAAUGAUGCUCAGUAUCGGUGGAAUUAUCAUAGUGAUGGCAUCCGUAGCUUGUUCGCUUGGUAUAUUUGGCUAUAUCGGACUACCCACGAGCUUACUUACGAUCGAGGUAAUUCCAUUCUUGGUAUUAGCCGUGGGAGUGGAUAACAUUUUCAUAUUGGUCCAAACUCAUCAAAGAAAUCCAAAAAAAUCGGAAGAAACGAUAUCGGACCAUGUAGGAAGAGUGAUGGCGAAAGUUGGUCCGUCGAUAUUGCUCACCAGUACAUCCGAGUGUCUUUGUUUCUUAAUCGGAGCAUUAUCCACGAUGCCAGCUGUUCGUACUUUUGCGCUUUACGCGUGUGUGUCUAUCCUGGUAAACUUUUUCUUACAAAUAACAGCUUUCGUCGGUCUGUUGUCGCUGGACACUCGGAGAUCCGAGAAGAAUUUGUUGGAUGUGUUUUGUUGUGUGAAAACGAACAAAGAAAAUUUGGAAAUUGAUGAAAAUUCCAAUCUAGUACAAACGAUAUUUAAACGUUUUUAUACGCCGUUUAUUAUGAAGACAUCUAUCAGAACGAUCGUAAUAAUAGUAUUCUCUGUCGCCCUGGUUGUAAAUGCCACGGUGAUACCAAAUAUUGGUAUCGGUUUGGAACAAGAACUUUCGAUGCCUGUAGAUUCUUACGUGUUGAAAUAUUUCCAAUUUAUGAACGAUCUGUUGUCGAUGGGCCCACCCGUUUAUUUUGUUCUGACACCCGGACUCAAUUAUAGCGAGAAAAAUGUUCAGAACAUAAUUUGUGGCGGUCAAGGAUGUAAUUCCGAUUCUCUCUACACACAAAUCUACUCGGCGUCUAAACAACCUGCUGUAUCGUAUUUAUCAAAAGCAGCUUCCUCCUGGAUAGACGAUUACAUGGACUGGUCAACGAUUUCUGGCUGCUGCAUGUACUUUCCGAACAAUCAAUCAUUUUGUCCGCAUACUAACGUUGGCACGUGCAGUCCGUGCGACAUUCGAAAUAUUCACUCUCGACCAGACGUAAACAGUUUUCGAAAAUAUCUACCGUACUUUCUGGAAGACAUUCCGAAUCAAGAUUGCGCGAAAUCUGGUCGGCCAUCGUAUCUCGAUGGAAUUAAUUACCACGUGGACAAAUAUGGACUGGUCGAUGUUGGCGACAGUUACUUUAUGGGCUACCACGUCCCUUUAAAAAAGUCAUCCGAUUGGUACGAAUCGCUGAAAUCUGCAAGAACGAUAGCCGAAAACAUCACAAAUAUGAUAAACAACCAAAGUUUAACCGAUCAAAAUAUAACUGUAUUCCCAUACAGCAUAUCCUACGUCUACUACGAACAAUAUCUUACGAUCUGGAAAGAAACGAUAUCAUCGUUGGGCCUCUCUCUCGUUGUAAUAUUCGUUGUGACUGCGUUGCUAUCUGGAUUUUCAUUAUUUUCGGCCGUUACGGUCCUACUCACCGUAUUCAUGAUCGUUGUAAACAUAGGAGGUCUUAUGUAUUGGUGGAAUAUUCAACUGAACGCAGUCUCUCUCGUAAAUUUAGUAGUGGCCGUUGGCAUUUCCGUAGAAUUUUCCAGUCACAUUAUACAUUCGUAUUUACAUUCCGCGGCAGUAACAAAAAUUGAUCGAGCUAUCGAGACUCUUAACGAAAUGGGAAGUUCCGUUUUCUCGGGAAUUACUUUAACGAAAAUUAUAGGAAUCAUCGUAUUAGCAUUUUCGAAAAACCAAAUAUUUCAAAUAUUUUACUUUAGAAUGUACUUGGGCAUUGUGCUAUUUGGCGCCGCGCAUGGUCUUAUAUUUUUGCCCGUAUUACUCAGUCUCGUAGGCCCCGGAGAAUAUGUACGUAUAACUGAUCAACGCUGAAAAUAAUUAACCACCUUUAUUUAAAAUGCCCCUUCAAGUAUUCACAGUUAUAUGUAUGUGUGUAUGUGUGUAUGUGUGUAUGUGUGUAUAUGUAUAUGUAUACCAGCCUUUUCUUACUAUAGUCGUAAGCGUAAUGGUAUUAACUGAAUUUCAUUUCAAUACAUGUUUCGAUUUUUAUAAACAUUCCGAAAUGUGCAAAAAUUAAACUUUCUUAUUUAUUUAUGCCCGAACGGUAGAAAUUA